AUGAAAUCAAAUGUUGUGAUAAUACUUAUAAUCACGUUCUGUGCCAGCGAGAUCGUCGCACAAGCUGCACAGGAUUGUAAAGAAGUUAAUGCAACGACGGAAGUACAGAAGUUCGUUGUAAGCAGUACUCGCACCGGCUGUCAGUACCGUGUCCAAUCGGAAUCCGGUAAAGCGGUGAAGGUGUUUGUUAAUGCGACGAGUGGGAGCAAAUGUGUGAAGGCGUCCAGUGACGGGAAAUCGGAAACGCUGUGUCCAUCAGGUCCAACGAACCAAUUGACAUCCAGCCCACCGAUUGACAUGAGUGCGGUUUAUGACACGACUAGUUCAGAUGCGACAACCGCACCUACGACGGAAGCAACAACCAAGGCUACGGAAGCCACUGCACCAACAACAAAACCAGAGACUGAAGGGGAUGAUACACAUUCGGAAAAAGCGAAAUCAUCAGCAUCAAAUAAACAAGGAACGGGUGCCAGUUCAAAAAAAGAAUCAGUAGAGAAAGCUGAUUCGCACAGCAGUGCGGGAGAUGAACAAGAGAGAUCCGCAGUUGAGCAAGACAUCCAUGAUGUUCAACAUAUCAGACUUGCCAGAGAUACUUCUAACGACGUAACUGUAUAUUACGUAGUGGCUGACAUCUACGUGGCUAAACUAGAAAGGAGCAUGCUGAUCCGAUUUCGUGAAGGAUUAGUACAGCACGGUAGAUAUAUGGAUGAUAUCUUCUGUGUGACCGAUCUCGAAAAUAGCAUUCGACAGACACUGAAAUAG
Molecule: messenger RNA, 762 nt
Organism: Echinostoma caproni
Lineage: Eukaryota; Metazoa; Platyhelminthes; Trematoda; Plagiorchiida; Echinostomatidae
Source: the annotation of a GenBank genome assembly